CAAACACAUUCAAUUAACCAUGGAGUAUAGGUUAAUUCAAAUCAAACCCGUCUAGUGCCCAAGAACGGAGUGAGAAUUGCCUAUUGUUGACAUCCCGAGAAUUGCCCCACCAACUCAUCCUUCUCUUGGUUUUUCCCCCCCACUUCUUCCUCUGCUGCUUCCACUCACUCACUGCCCCUCCAUUUCUCUGGAGCUCCAUACUCCGAUUUCUUAUUCUUUAUUAUUUCUUCCUCCUCCUCCUCUUCUUCUUCUUCCUCUCUUCCCUUCUCCUUCCUCAUCCCUCCCUUCAUUCAUCCAUUGUAGUUGUUGAUUUCAGACUCAGCAAUCAUGGGCUACUCCGAUCUUGAUCAGUUGGCUAUCAACACGAUCCGCCUUCUCGCGGUCGAUGCCACCUUCAAGGCCAACUCCGGUCACCCCGGUGCCCCCAUGGGCAUGGCCCCCGUCGCUCACGUUCUUUUCAACAAGUUCAUGAACUUCAACCCCCAGAACCCCGGCUGGGCCAACCGUGAUCGUUUCGUCCUCUCGAACGGCCAUGGCUGCAUGCUGCAAUAUGCUCUCCUGCACCUCUUCGGCUACAAGGUCACCAUGGACGACCUCAAGAACUUCCGUCAAGUCGACAGCAUCACCCCCGGCCACCCCGAGGCCCACGAUACCCCCGGCAUUGAGGUCACCACCGGCCCUCUGGGUCAGGGCUUCGCCAACGCCGUCGGUCUCGCCAUGGCUCAGGCUCACUCCGCCGGCGUCUUCAACAAGCCCGGCUACAACCUCUUCGACAACUACACCUACAUGUUCUUCGGUGAUGGCUGCGCCAUGGAGGGUAUCGCCUCCGAGGCCGCCUCCAUGGCCGGUCACCUGCAGCUCGGCAACCUGAUUGCCAUCUACGAUGACAACCACAUCUCCAUUGACGGCGACACCAAGUGCGCCUUCACCGAGGACGUCACCAAGCGCUUCGAGGCCUACGGCUGGCACACCGUCUGGGUCAAGGACGGUGACAACGAUCUCGAGGCCAUCGAGGCCGCCAUCAAGGAGGCCCGCGCGGUCACCGACAAGCCCUCCAUGAUCCGUCUGACCACCACCAUCGGUUUCGGUUCCAAGCUCCAGGGCACCGGCGGUGUCCACGGCAACCCCCUCAAGGCCGACGACAGCGAGGGUGUCAAGGCCCGCUUCGGCUUCGACCCCAAGCAGUCCUUCGUCGUCCCCCAGCAGGUCUACGACCUCUACCACAAGCACGCCGCCGAGGGUGCCGCCAAGGAGCAGGAGUGGAACCAGCUCCUCCAGAAGUUCGGCGCCGAGUACGCCGCCGAGCACGCCGACCUCACCCGCCGUCUCUCCGGCAAGCUCCCCGAGGGCUGGGAGAAGAGCCUGCCUGUCUACAAGUCCACCGACGCCGCCGUCGCCUCCCGCAAGCUGUCCGAGACCGUCCUCGAGAAGAUCCACGACGUCAUCCCCGAGCUGCUCUCCGGCUCGGCUGAUCUGACGGGCUCCAACAACACCCGCUGGAAGGACGCCGUCGACUUCCAGCCCCCCGUUCUGGGCAUCGGCAACUGGGCCGGCCGCUACAUCCGCUACGGUGUCCGCGAGCACGCCAUGGCCGCCGUCAUGAACGGUCUCACGGCCUACGGCGUCAACAUCAUCCCCGCCGGCGGCACCUUCCUCAACUUCGUCUCCUACGCCGCCGGUGCCGUCCGUCUCUCCGCCCUCUCCCGCGUCCGCGCCAUCCACGUCGCCACCCACGACUCCAUCGGUCUGGGUGAGGACGGCCCCACGCACCAGCCCAUCGAGACCCUGGCCCACUUCCGUGCCCUCCCCAACUGCAUGGUCUGGCGCCCGGCCGACGGCAACGAGACCAGCGCCGCCUACUACUCCGCCCUCACCGCCAAGCACACCCCCAGCAUCCUGGCCCUCACCCGCCAGAACCUGCCCCAGCUGGAGAACAGCAGCAUCGAGGCCGCCAUCAAGGGUGCCUACGUCGCCGUCGAGGACCCCAGCGCCACCGUCACCCUCAUCUCCACCGGCUCCGAGGUCAGCAUCUGCAUUGACGCCGCCAAGAACCUCAAGGAGAAGCACGGCGUCGCCGCCCGCGUCGUCUCCGUGCCCUGCUUCGAGGUCUUUGACGCCCAGGACAAGGCCUACAAGCUCCAGGUUCUCCCCGACAACAUCCCCAUCCUGUCCGUCGAGGCCCUCUCCACCAUGGGCUGGGAGCGCUACUCGCACGAGCAGUUCGGUCUCAACCGCUUCGGCGUGUCGGGUCCCUACAAGGAGGUUUACGCGAAAUUCGAGUUCACCCCCGAAGGCAUCAGCAAGCGUGCCCUGGCCACCAUCGACUUCUACAAGGGCCAGCCCGUGCGGUCGCCCGUCAACCGUGCUUUCCAGCAGAUCUUGUAAAGGUGUGAUGGUUAACUGAAUGAAUUUUCUUAUGUUUAUUUUCCUUUAUUUAAAUUAAAUUGUUGCUCUUGAUGUCUGAUUUUGAGAGACUGUGAAAAGUCCCUGGGAAAGUAAGUCCCCAAGGACCCGGGAAGAAUGAAGAGUGGAUAAGGACCAUCUAGAUGAAUCUUUUAGAGGCAGCAAAAGAAUACCAUGGGUUAAUCUGCGUUC
This is a messenger RNA of Aspergillus campestris IBT 28561, 2595 nucleotides long. It is a transcript of the gene tktA, whose product is annotated as transketolase tktA. Gene Ontology annotation, cellular component: cytosol. NCBI's taxonomy places the organism in Eukaryota, Fungi, Ascomycota, Eurotiomycetes, Eurotiales, Aspergillaceae. The coding region runs from base 328 to 2385 and encodes 685 amino acids. Gene Ontology annotation, biological process: pentose-phosphate shunt. The record is from RefSeq and is a predicted model, not a curated record. Gene Ontology annotation, molecular function: transketolase activity. The transcript has 7 exons.